AUGAGUUCUCAACUUGCUCCCGCUGCGGGCGCAGGGCUAACAGCCCCAACCGAGAUCAAAGCCCAAGUCCAAUCCCACCCUCCUAUCCGCAUACUCUCCAAUCCGACAGCGCAGGCAUACUCGCACCUGCACCCAGCUCUAAUAGCAUCCAUCUUUGGCCUCCGGUUCAGUGCCCUGGUCGCUGAUCCGGUAACAACGCUUUCUACUCUUUUACCCGUGUUUGCGGUAUUGCAGAUAAUAUACGUGAUUAUCUGUCUACCUGCUGCGGGCACAACUCUGGGGAGCUCAAAUAAAGCGCGUUCCAACGGCAAGAUAGGGGCAGGACUCAAGCGGAAAGAUGCAGACAAUUCAAUUGGUCCCAAGAUUGUUCCUGCAAUUCUCUCCUUGAGCCUUCCAUUGGUACUAGGAACCCCAGCGCUUACUAUCCUACUCAUCUUGUUUGGUGCUCCUUUAACAACUCAUCUACCGCAUACCGCUCUAUGUGCGGCGCAUAUGUCUAUCCUUGCAGGAACUGGCUUGGUAUACGUCCACGGGACUGAUGCGUCAGUUUGGCGUGAGAUAUGGAGUAUCUCCAAGGCAGUCGAUACAGUGUGGGGAGCUACUAUUGGAAUGGCAUUGGGCGCAUGGCUAGGUGCCGUCCCUAUUCCAUUAGACUGGGACCGGCCAUGGCAAGUCUACCCAAUUACAAUUAUUACAGGAGCCUGUGUCGGAUAUGUGCUGGGUUGCUGGGUUGGCAGAGCACCUUUUCUAUAUGGGAAAAGAAUACAGUUUAGCGAAGAGGCAGAGCAAGUGGACCCAGAAAAGAAAGAUAUAUAG
Molecule: messenger RNA, 816 nt
Organism: Microsporum canis CBS 113480
Lineage: Eukaryota; Fungi; Ascomycota; Eurotiomycetes; Onygenales; Arthrodermataceae
Product: phosphoethanolamine transferase PIGF
Exons: 3
Coding region: 1-816 (271 amino acids)
Biological process (GO): GPI anchor biosynthetic process
Cellular component (GO): endoplasmic reticulum membrane
Source: RefSeq, a predicted model, not a curated record